AUGCAGCCUACGUCCGAUGGUGCGCAGGAGGCCACCAAUUUGCAAUGGGCAGACCAGUACAUGUUUGGAGAAUUGUCCUUUUCAGCGCAACGAGUCGCGCUCUUCCUACGAGCCAUCAUUAAGAACCCGGACAUUGUCGUCCUAGACGAGGCAUGUAGUGGUAUGGACGACGGCGUCCGGAAUCGCUGUUUACUCUUCCUCGAGCAUGGUGAGGAGAAGGCCCAUUCGAAACGCGAAGACGGUUCUGAGAUUGUGGUCCAAAGCGAGGCAUCGAAGUCGGGCACCGUUAAAGUCGGAGGUCUAAACAACAACCAAGCUCUAAUAUGCAUUAGUCAUAUCGAGAGAGAGGAGAUCCCGGACUGCAUUAGGGAGUGGAUAUGUUUGCCUGAAGCCAAUUCAAAACAACCUGCCAGAUUUGGCAUAUCCGAGGCACCUCUUGGGAGGAGCGACGACAAACAGCUGGAAACAGAUAUGGGGCAUUCACCUUCACCAGCAGGUGACGCGUCGCUCAAGCGCAAACCAGCCCAGAAGCGCACCGCCACUGUAAAGUUACAGAAAAAGAAAAGGCCCUCUCAUGAACCCCAAGGCGAGUUCAAGCAGGAUCUACCGACGAUUCCGGAAGGGCCAUCGCCAAGAAGAAGUUCUCUUCUCAAGAAGAAAUCACCCAAUAGAGACAGCAGCCCCCCGAGUGACCCCAUCAACCCUGAUAACAAUGGCUCACCAAAAGCACUUAAUAGUAUUCGACCGUCGCCUCGCCGAACGUACCAAUCAUCAAUCAGAUCGACACAUUCUCGAGGGUCCUCCAUCCUCGACCCACCUCAUCUCGCGCCGGUAGAUUCUAUAUAUGAGGAAUAUCGAUCGCGAGAUACAAGUCCUCCUCGACCUUGGACUCCAUCUUCGAGGAUGUCCGGAUUCACCGAUUACACACGACCACCACCUUCAAGUAUGCAGUACGAACCAGCAGAUAUUAAUGGUAGUCCCAGGCCGGGAACACCGUCGUCAAGAUAUGGAGGAAGCCCUCGCAGACCACUACCUCGUGCUCCACUGUUUGGAGCUCGAGACUCUCGUUAUACGGCGGAUGAUGCGACUGUAAAUAUUCCUCUGGAUGGUGUCAACGAUGAUGUAUUCGGGCCCGAAGAAUCGGACAUAAGUGGCGCGUAUCCAUACCACGACUCAUAUGCUGGGCAAUCGCAAGUCACCCUUAGUGAGGAAGACUCGCAGGCGCCCCUAGACGAGAAAGUCGAACACUAUGGUUCUGCGCCAGAAGGGAGACAAGAGCGCCGUGGCGUCCGCGCCCCUCUCACAUCAAAAAAGGAGGUGCAGCUAAUUAACGGUGAGCUGAUUCUCGAGUGUAAGAUUCCUACGAUCUUGUACAGCUUUCUGCCUCGCCGCGACCAAGUCGAGUUCACUCACAUGCGAUAUACGGCUGUGACCUGUGAUCCAGACGAUUUCGUGGAAAAGGGAUACAAGUUAAGACAAAAUAUCGGCCGGACAACUCGAGAAACAGAACUUUUCAUCUGUGUUACCAUGUAUAAUGAGAACGAGGUUGACUUUACCCGCACGAUGCACGCCAUCAUGAAAAAUGUAAGCCAUUUCUGCGGCCGCAACAAGUCCCGCACAUGGGGAGAGAAUGGAUGGCAUAAAAUCGUCGUCUGUAUCGUGUCAGAUGGACGAGAAAAGGUUCACCCGAGAACGCUAGAUGCGUUGGCUGCGAUGGGUGUUUAUCAGCACGGCAUCGCCAAGAAUUUCGUAAACCAUAGGGCCGUACAAGCCCACGUGUACGAAUAUACAACACAAGUCUCAUUAGACUCAGACCUCAAGUUUAAAGGUGCUGAAAAGGGGAUCGUACCCUGUCAGAUGAUUUUCUGUCUCAAGGAAAGAAACCAACGGAAGCUCAACUCCCACCGUUGGUUUUUCAACGCCUUUGGGAAAGCCCUGAAUCCCAAUGUUUGCAUCUUGCUCGAUGUUGGAACGAAACCCAGCACAAACUCUCUAUAUCAUCUUUGGAAAGCGUUCGAUACCGAUUCAAACGUCGCGGGCGCCUGUGGCGAGAUCAAAGCGAUGAAGGGAAGGCUUGGGAGCAACCUCCUGAACCCCCUAGUCGCUUCUCAGAAUUUUGAAUACAAGAUGUCUAAUAUUCUGGACAAGCCUCUCGAGUCUGUAUUUGGCUAUAUUACGGUAUUACCCGGUGCACUGAGUGCCUACCGAUACCACGCAUUACAAAACGAUGAGACAGGCCAUGGACCUCUCAGCCAAUACUUCAAGGGAGAGACGUUACACGGCCAGCACGCUGACGAUUUACGGCGAAUAUGCUGCACGGGCGAGACAGAUGUGCCGGAUACUGUUCCGGAGUUUAUCUCUCAGAGACGUCGUUGGCUUAAUGGCGCAUUUUUCGCUGCUGUGUACUCGCUGGUGCACUUUAAGCAAAUAUGGAUGACGGACCACACCAUUGCGCGCAAGGUGCUCCUUCAUAUCGAAUUUGUUUAUCAGUUCAUACAGCUCUUGUUCACUUUCUUCUCCCUUGCGAACUUUUACCUAGCUUUUUACUUCAUCGGUGGUGGGCUUACGGAUCCCGCCAUGGACCCUUUUGGACACAACAUCGCCCUAUACAUCUUCACAGUACUGCGGUACACAUGUGUGCUCUUAAUCAGCAUGCAGUUCAUUAUUUCGCUAGGUAAUCGUCCGCAAGGAGCGAAGAAGCUCUAUCUUGCUAGUAUGAUAAUAUACAGUAUUAUCAUGGUCUAUACCACUUUCGCGACCAUCUUUAUCGUCAUCCACACGGUCAAGGGAGACCAGAUAUCUCUUGGUAACAACACAUUUACGAAUCUAAUCGUGUCGACAGCGUCGACAAUCGGAUUAUAUUUCCUCAUGAGCUUCCUUUACUUGGAUCCUUGGCAUAUGAUUACUAGUUCGGGUCAAUAUUUUGCACUAUUGCCCAGCUACAUCUGCACGCUGCAAGUGUACGCUUUCUGCAACACGCACGACGUUACAUGGGGUACCAAAGGAGAUAACGUCAUGAAGACGGACCUCGGCGGGGCCGUGGGGAAGGGCAGCUUUGUGGAACUGGAGAUGCCGAGCGAGCAGCUGGAUAUCGAUUCGGGCUAUGAUGAGGCGCUCCGCAAUCUUAGAGACCGCGUGGAGGUGCCGACACCACCGAUCUCGGAGGCGCAGAUGCAAGAAGACUACUAUCGGAGUGUACGAACAUACAUGGUUGUUAGCUGGAUGAUGGCUAACUCCAUCCUCGCCAUGGCCGUCAGCGAAGCUUAUGGAUAUAAGGAGGUUGGUGGUAACUUCUACCUGUCGUUUAUCCUAUGGGCAGUCGCGGCGCUGGCGUUGUUCCGAGCCCUGGGUAGCACGACGUUCGCUAUCCUGAACGCAAUCAACAUGGUCGUCGAAGGCCGCGUCCGUCUGAGUCUCAAGGUACCGGAAUGGGUCCCUGAGUGGAUGGGCGGGAUCGGAAGCAAAAUUAGUGAUACGAUGAGCAGCAUUACCAGUAGUGUGCGGUCGUAA
This is a messenger RNA of Daldinia childiae, 3510 nucleotides long. Its product is annotated as Chitin synthase 2. Gene Ontology annotation, molecular function: chitin synthase activity. The coding region runs from base 1 to 3510 and encodes 1169 amino acids. Gene Ontology annotation, cellular component: cell periphery; cell septum. The transcript is spliced from 5 exons. The record is from RefSeq and is a predicted model, not a curated record. Lineage: Eukaryota; Fungi; Ascomycota; Sordariomycetes; Xylariales; Hypoxylaceae.